UGUCGCUGUGAUGACUGAGGGCGGUAUGACGCCGUCACAUGCGACCGUCGCCAAUCCGACUUAACUGCUUUGGUUCGCUGGCCUAGCAGACUGAUUGAGAGGCGGCCUACCCACCACCAAGGAGGUUACUAAAUCCAUCACAAGGCACAAGGCUGCUGGUUUGCCUGUCGUCACCGGCGCCGCACGUGCAGUCGCCAACAGCGAGCUGAUGCAUGCCCACCCCCGUCGGGUCGCCAAGGUACCCACGUCGGUUGGUGCUGCGCUGUUCGGGCUUCAUUUGGCGUCGGCAAAUCCCUGGUACUAACAUCGGCCCAGCAUCGCCAAGGUCCACGCCUCUCACCAACACCAACCCUCGCUCGUCUCCUGGGCUUCAGUCCCACCAUGCGGCCUCCUUUGUCCUUAGAGCCAUCGUCGCAGACACUGCCUGCACCACACCCACCCGCCGCAGCAACGGAGCGCGACCUCGCCUGGACCACCGCGAGGCCGCUGUCCCAGCACUGCUAACCUGGUGGCCGGUUGCUGCUCCUUCCGCCCUCCGCCCUCCGCCCUCCGCCACCGCCACCGCCCGUCCCUUGCCGCCGUCAUGUCCUUCUGGUUUUCCACCCCGCCAAACUCCAACCCGCGAUCACCGCCACAUAGCCACCACCCCCGAGACGACGAGGGCUCGGCCGCCCAGAGACAACCACCCGCUGACCCCCAUCGCGAUCCUCGCCACGCCACCCACAACGAUGCCACCACGCCGGCCACCGCCGCCUGGUCUCCCGCGCCCGGCUCGGCCCUGAGCGCCGCUUCGGUCGCUAGCGACCCAACGAAGCCACCCGAGAGGCCAUCAGAAAGGCAUUCCGACAGCUCCACCUCGGGCCGCAACCUCGGCGCCACCCCUCGUCGCCAUGUCGUCUUCCCCGACCCCGUGGCCUUCCGCUAUCUCGAGGAGGAGCCUGCGGUUUCUGUGGUCGAGAGGCGCGCCGUCCUCACCGGAUACGAGCUCUACCUCGUUGAGCAGUGGGCCUGCUCGCGACGGUCGCCAACGCUGGUCAUUGUCACCUACACGGGCGACCCCAAGCACUCUGUCGUCGUUGGCGUCAUGUCCAUCCCCGCCGACGAGAGGGACUGGUCUCCGCGUCUGCGCAUGUACUUCAGGGCUAUUCACGACUACCACGCCCGCCCCAAGGAGACGUCACUGGGCGAACUUAUGGUUACCAAUCUCAGCAGCUUCCCGUCCGCCCUUACUGUCAUCCCCGUGCCCGACGGCGACAUCAGGAAGCACCGCGAGGUUUUCAUCGUCAACGAGGACCUCAAGCGCAUGGGCUGCUCCGGCCGCUCCGGCAUGACGCUCUCGGAUCCCACAGCUGCCACGCAAGCCAAGUUUCUACAGCUAUACAAGACGAGUGACCGCAUCCCUUUCUUCCAGGCCGUGCUCGAACUCGUCAAGCUGUGUCAGGCCGCGCUGUUCAUCUUUGGAAAGAUCGAGCAGGAAUAUGUAGACGGCCUGCUGUGCGACGUCACCGAAACCGCCGUUAACAACUGGUGGACCGAAAUCGGCUCCGAAUACUUCAAUAUCGAGCCCUCGGACGGAAUCCUGGGCCCCACCACUGUCGCCGCCCUCCUGGGCACCCUCAUGGGCGCUCGCAAGCGCCUGAGCUGGUACGGCGCCCCUGUUGGCAAGGAUGUCUUUGAUAUUGAGAGCACCAAGCGCGGCAUCAACUACUUUCAAAAAUCCUUCAAGCUCGAGCGCACCCGCCGCCUCGACCGCCAGACCCUCCUCAAGCUACACAGCGUCACCGCCAAGGCCGCCACUGGCGAGGGCGGUUGGGGUGUUCAGCGCGCUGUGAAGUCCACGGUUGCCGAGAUCGGAGGCAAGAGAGGCGAGAUGGUCAUCGGUAUGGUCUCGGGUGGCCGCGACAAGGGCAACAUGGCCGAUAUCGAGACCUUGGACCUUGACCGAUUCAUCAGCCUCACACAUGGCGAGCGGGCCAAGUGGCUCUGGCACGGGAAGCCCAAGAGGCCCACGCAGGACCAUGCUGACCGCGAUAUGGGUAACGGCCUGUUUGGCGGGGGCAGAGACGACGCGUCCACGCCAACCACAGCAACACCGGGAGGGGCGCAGACCGGGAAACGCGUGCGUACGAUGCCUGCAGACGACGAGCUGACGUUGAGGACCAAGGAGGAGUCUGCCACGGCUGAAACGACGCAGUCGGCACCAGGCCCAAGCUCUGCUGGCGUCGCGACUGGUGGACCGGCCGAAAACAGCCCAAAUGAGAAGGAUGCGCUGAGGAAGACUGUUUUCAAGAGGGUGGGCGGCAAAGUUAGUGACGCGCGUUCCGGGCUCGGUCGUAUACGUGACGCCGUCGGUGGCAGCCGUCGCGGACAUCAGGCGCGGCCCUCGAGGGACGAAGCCGCCGACGCGGGGUAUACGAGCCCCAGCAUCGCGAGCUUGGCUCAGAGCGCCACCAGUCUUUCCAGCCCCGCCAUGGUGGGUCGUGCCUUUACAUGGAAGAACAAACCAGAAGAAUACUCCAGCGCCCUCCGCAACAGCCAGCAGCCGCCCAGUAACGCCGGGUCCGUCCCAGACUCGAGGCGCUCAGAGGAGCCGCAUGAAGAUGGUCCGGCGACCGGACCGGCAGCAGCGCCUCCACCGGAGCGGGAUGGCAACCAUGCAGGCGGUGUGCCGAUGAACGAGUCGUCUGUGGGCGGGUCAAUAGCCGGCGAAAGCGAAGUGUACCUAGUGGCACGCCAACAACACCUCGCGGCCUUUGCGCGCCCCGACGAAGCCCCUCCUUCGUGGCUCCAGCGACGUCACAGCUUGGCGCUCGCGAGCGUCUCGCUGGACGACCGGUCACUCAACGAUGCCCGCUGGCCCCGGAGGCUAUCCUUUAGCGUGGCGGAGGAUGUGGUGCUGCGGUGGGAGGAGAUCUUGGAGUUCUUGGAAGAGGCCCCAGCGGCAUCAGGCAGCGGGGAUGACGUCAGGACAGCAGUCCCGGCAGCGAACGGAGAAAAAAGACCGGCGUUGGUGGUUAGCAAGGGCGGUGCCGAGGCGGCGCGAGCACUGCUAGCCCAGGUGACAGCACUGCGACAGUCUACGGAGCCCUGGGCGGCGCGGCAGGUCGACUCUGUGGAAGCGCUAGACGGCGAGCUGGGGCGGCAGCGGGACGAACUAGGGGACCUCUAUGACCAGCUCCGGGAGGCGUACGAGCUGGUUAGCAGACAGUCGACAGAGCUCCUGACGGAAGAGCGGGCGCGGGCAACAGAGGCGGUUCGCGACGUGGAAGGACUGGCACAGCGGCUCGAGUACGAAGUCAACUCGCUCGCAUCCAAGGUGGCCGACGUCGAGGAUGGGGUGGGCGAGUUUGAGCGGCAGGUCGAGGCGGUCGAGGCGCGGGCAGACGAGCUCAAGAUCCAGCUCGAAACGGAAAGCUGGAUGCACUGGGCCGUCCGCACCGUCACGGGCAUCGGCACUGGUCCCAACAUACUCACCGUGGCCCAGGCGCGGGCGCAACGGCCGUCGCCCACCGACUAGGUCGUGUCGGUCCAUGUCAUUGGAAUAUUCUGGUCGGGCUCCAUGGUUUGGGUGAUUCUCGCAUUAGUUUCCUUUCUUGUCUUGCAUUCUGCAUUGGAUCAAAGCUGCAUAGGCAUGGGUUGAGUCGGGCUGCGAUGGAUACAAGUUGCUUUCUUGGAAAUCUCGCCAUGUCAUUGUUUUGGUUCUCUCUAUUUUUGUUUUGAUAAUUUAAUAUCGCCCAGCCACGGCUUGGUCCUCCUUUCUUAACCCGAGACUCUAGGUAUGCCGCCGGGCGUGUCGUGCUGCACUAGCUGGAAUCCUUCUGCAUCUUCAGCCUCAGCGGCACCAUAUCUGGAACUUUGCGCUAGCCCGAACGCGGC
This is a messenger RNA of Gaeumannomyces tritici R3-111a-1, 3876 nucleotides long. RefSeq lists its product as hypothetical. The coding region runs from base 584 to 3517 and encodes 977 amino acids. Gene Ontology annotation, cellular component: Sin3-type complex. The record is from RefSeq and is a predicted model, not a curated record. NCBI's taxonomy places the organism in Eukaryota, Fungi, Ascomycota, Sordariomycetes, Magnaporthales, Magnaporthaceae. The transcript has a single exon.